UGAGCGGCCCAGCCCCGCCGGCCCGCUCCGUGUCAGUCAGUCAUGGAGCGGCCGCCUCGAGCCGCAGUGGCGGCGGCGGGGACCGGGUGCCGGGGACCGGGCUGAAUCGGCAGUCCGAGUGGGAACGUGUCGCAGAGGCGAAGGGGGCAGAGGCGGCGGGUUCCGGGUGGCUGCGACGGCAGGAGGAGCCGGAGCCGCCUGGGAUGUUCAGUCAUGAAACGAGUACGCACAGAACAGAUUCAGAUGGCAGUGUCCUGCUACCUCAAACGACGUCAAUAUGUAGAUUCAGAAGGUCCUCUAAAACAAGGAUUGCGGUUGUCUCAGACUCCUGAAGAGAUGGCAGCUAAUCUCACAGUCCAAUCAGAGUCUGGUUGUGCCAAUAUAGUGUCUGCAGCCCCCUGCCAGGCUGAGCCUCAGCAAUAUGAAGUACAGUUUGGUCGAUUACGGAAUUUUCUCACUGAUUCUGAUUCCCAGCACAGCCAUGAAGUGAUGCCUCUCCUAUAUCCUCUCUUUGUCUACCUCCAUCUUAACAUGGUCCAGAAUGGCCUGAAGAGCACAGUGGACAGUUUUUACAGUCGCUUCCAUGGAAUGUUUUUGCAGAACGCCAGCCAGAAGGAUGUCAUUGAGCAGCUACAGACCACUCUGACCAUUCAAGACAUCCUGUCCAACUUCAAACUCCGGGCAUUCCUGGAUAACAAGUAUGUGGUCCGCCUCCAAGAGGACAGCUACAAUUACCUUAUCCGCUACCUCCAAAGUGACAACAACAGUGCCCUGUGCAAAGUUCUCACCUUACACAUUCAUCUUGAUGUGCAGCCUGCCAAGAGAACAGACUACCAGCUAUAUGCCAGUGGCAGCUCCUCACGAAGUGAGAGCAAUGGACUGGAGCCGGCAGAUAUGCCCACAUCUAUUUUGCAGAAUGAGGCUGCUCUGGAUGUCCUGCAAGAGAGCAUUAAGCGAGUUAAGGAUGGACCCCCUUCACUUACCACAAUUUGUUUCUAUGCCUUCUAUAACACUGAGCAAUUGCUGAAUACUGCAGAAAUCUCCCCAGACAACAAGUUGCUAGCUGCUGGGUUUGAUAAUUCCUGUGUAAAACUUUGGAGCUUGAGAUCCAAGAAGUUAAAAUCAGAGCCCCAUCAGGUGGACAUCUCCCGUAUUCGUUUGGCUUGUGAUGUUCUGGAUGAAGAGGAAGAUGAUGAUGACAUGGGCACAGAAAUGAAGAUCUUGCGAGGGCAUUGUGGGCCCGUGUAUAGUACAAGGUUCCUAUCAGACAGCUCAGGGUUGCUAUCUUGCUCCGAAGAUAUGUCUAUUAGAUACUGGGACCUUGGAAGUUUUACCAAUACUGUAUUAUACCGAGGACAUGCCUAUCCUGUCUGGGAUCUGGAUAUCAGUCCGUGCAGCCUAUACUUCGCAAGUGGUUCCCAUGACCGCACUGCAAGACUCUGGUCAUUUGAUCGGACGUACCCAUUGCGAAUAUAUGCAGGACAUCUAGCAGAUGUGGACUGUGUAAAAUUCCACCCCAAUUCAAACUACUUAGCUACAGGCUCAACUGAUAAAACUGUUCGCCUUUGGAGUACUCAGCAAGGAAAUUCUGUGAGGCUCUUCACUGGUCACCGGGGCCCUGUGCUUUCACUUGCAUUUUCUCCAAAUGGUAAGUACUUGGCCUCUGCCGGUGAGGAUCAGCGGUUGAAGCUGUGGGACUUGGCAUCUGGUACCCUCUACAAAGAAUUGAGAGGCCACACGGACAAUAUCACCAGCCUUACUUUCAGCCCAGAUAGUAGCUUGAUUGCCUCUGCAUCCAUGGAUAACUCUGUUCGGGUUUGGGAUAUUCGGAACACUUAUUGCAAUGCUCCUGCAGAUGGUUCUUCCAGUGAACUUGUUGGUGUAUAUACUGGGCAGAUGAGUAAUGUACUGAGUGUUCAGUUUAUGGCCUGUAACCUUCUUCUAGUGACUGGAAUUACACAAGAAAAUCAGGAACAUUAAUUUUUUUUUUUUUUUUUUAAUGAAUUGGGAUAGUGGUGGAAGGCUUUGCAAUUAUAAGAGUCUUACUACAAACUGAGAUUAAAUCACUGACUGUGAAAGAGACUUCCUCCCCUUCUCUUCUUCCUUUCUCCCAUUGGCAGACAGAUCUUUGGUAUUGCAAAUACCAUAUUGUUGCUCUGCCCAAAAAUGUCCUAAAACACUGAGGUUGGGGAAGGAGAGGCUGAAGAAAGAUGGUGUGUAGACUUGAGACAAGAAGUUAAGCUGCUUUUGAGAUCAGAUGGAAUUUCAUAGAGAUCUUGUUGUGAUCUUAAACAAGUACCUUAAUUUCUGUCUCACUUUUCCCAAUCACAAAAUUGGGAUAAUAGUAAUAUUCCCUCACUUAAGGGUGUAGGGACUUUUGAUUGGAUGAUGUUUGCAAAGCACUUUGAAGAUAAGCAGUGCUAAAAGUGUUAAGUAUUACCAUUCACUUUGGUUGAAGGGAAAUCCUUUUGGCUUAGGAAUGCAAGGGUGGGAGUUGGGGUUGGGAGGGAGGAUGGGUAAUCCUGGCAGAAAGUCUUUCAUUUUCUGCAAUUGCAAAGAACCAGGAUUUUUUUUUUAUUAUUGUUAUAAUUAUUAUUAUUAUUAUUAUUAUUGAGAAGAGGAAAUCUAGCACUGGCAGAGGGUUCCAUCUCUGCUUUUAUCUUUCAGGUUUGACUCCUGGCACUGGCUGUGAUACUUGGAAUUUUGAGGUUCAGGGACUUAGAGAAUUUGGUCGCACAGUGUGUUGGGAGAAAAGGGCAAUUUCUGGGUGGUGCUUAAAUCACCCUGGCUGAGGUGUUAUGGGUGGGUGGGUUUGAUUAAGAAAGUUUUGGGCUCCUGCAGUGAUGGUGGGAAGGGAGAAUUCUCUUCCUAGUUGCACCUCUCCAUAAAAGAACAUUUGUUGCAUGGGGAUACAAGUAAUUUGCAAUGGUAAGUCAUCAGUUGAAAUUGGAAAAAAUGAAUUCCCAUAUUAUCAUAUGUUCAGAGGUGUAGCUUUUUUGCAAAAUGUUUUUUUUCCUUCCCGAAUCUCUUUGCUCCCACCUCCUGCAUUGCAAUACCAGUUUUAUGAACACUUUGUGAAACAAGUCUUAGAUGAAACCAUGCUUUGAGGAUAAAGCAAGUUCUAAUUUGUUUGUGGAGAAAAGGAUUAAAUAUUUCUGUUUUCUGAAAAGAGUUAUUUUGUAUUUUGUUUUCUAUUAAAAAAAGCAUUUAGUUAAAAAAAAAGUGUUGAUACCUUUUUUGGGGCUUUGAGGAAAGGAGGAUGUGUGGUUUUAUUUAGAGAGCAAGAUGGGGAGGCUAUUUGGUCAUCAGACUGAGCUAGCAACCAAACAGAAUAUUUUCAGUAGGGCAACUUGUCCCUCAUUAAAGUAAUAAUCAAUUAAGAAGGCUAGACUAGCCCCAAUAGAUUUAUUUGGUGCAGGUAAUUUUUAUCUCCUACCUAUUUUAAGUUCUUCAGUACAUUUUGCAUCAGGAUUACAGACAGUAUUCGACUUGGCAAUUGAGAACAUUUAUAGUCUUAAGUCCAUUCAGACAAAUGGUAAAAGCUUAAGGCUGUUACAAAUGUUUACUUUUGGGAAUUUUCAGUUAGGCCUCCCCUUCAUACGCAUUAUCACAACUUAGCUAAUUUACUGCAAUAUGUUAUUUAGAUAAAAUGAAGCUUUUAUUGGUAAACUUUGGGUAAAGUUUAUAUGAUUCUUUUGUAGGUCAAGAAUUUUCUCAUUUAAAAAACACUGGUCCCACACACCAUUAUAAUUUGAUUAUAUUAUUUUAGUUUAGAAAUUAAAAUAGUUAUGUUUGUUAGUGGACAAAUUCUAGCUUCUCUAUUAAUAAACCUAUUUGGUAGAAAAUGAUGGGGAUUUUAAAAGAAUAAUUUCUCCAUCACAUAGUGUUUCCAAUGCAUUGAAAAAAAUGACUUAGAAAAAUCAUUUGCCUUUCCAAAGUAAUGAAAAUAUGAAGCUUAAGAAGUUUCUCUGAUUUGUAGGAAGGACUCAUCCAAAAGUUCUUAUUUUGUGGUUAACUUAGAACAAAGUAUCACUACCUUCCAGUUCAUCUUUAUUAAAGUCUGGGACUGGGAUGUGCUCUUAAUUCUUUCCUCUUGUCCUGUCAGGUUUUGAAGAAGAGUAGAAGGAAUGUUAAUCAUUCUCAAAAAAUUGUAUCCUUUCAGAAAUGGAUGGCAUGAGUACUCCUCAGGGAUUUUCAUUACCCACAAUGAUAAUUUAUUACUUUUUAAAAAUUGUUAUU
This is a messenger RNA of Sarcophilus harrisii (Tasmanian devil), 4239 nucleotides long. RefSeq names its product TATA-box binding protein associated factor 5 like (gene TAF5L). The coding region runs from base 214 to 1980 and encodes 588 amino acids. Gene Ontology annotation, cellular component: histone acetyltransferase complex; nuclear protein-containing complex. Gene Ontology annotation, molecular function: protein binding; transcription coactivator activity. The record is from RefSeq and is a predicted model, not a curated record. NCBI's taxonomy places the organism in Eukaryota, Metazoa, Chordata, Mammalia, Dasyuromorphia, Dasyuridae. The transcript has 5 exons. Gene Ontology annotation, biological process: regulation of DNA-templated transcription.